Molecule: messenger RNA, 264 nt
Organism: Dicrocoelium dendriticum
Lineage: Eukaryota; Metazoa; Platyhelminthes; Trematoda; Plagiorchiida; Dicrocoeliidae
Source: the annotation of a GenBank genome assembly
AUGAAGUGUAUUUCCGCGCUGCUGCUCACAAUCGCGCUUACACUCCUCACGUUUUCAAACGUAAACGGUGCCAUUGAAUGUCGUAAACUAGACGACUGGUGCGACGGAAGUGUGUUCAAUCCAUGCUGUGAUAAUCUGCAUUGCGAACUAACGGGGUUCGCUGAUGGUCGCUGUCGCACUUGUCUUGGACUUGGAUCACUCUGUGCAACCCAUAACCAAUGCUGCUCACGCCUCUGCACCGGCCUCAAAUGCGCCCAGUCAUAA